This is a messenger RNA of Ostertagia ostertagi, 396 nucleotides long. Lineage: Eukaryota; Metazoa; Nematoda; Chromadorea; Rhabditida; Trichostrongylidae. The record is from the annotation of a GenBank genome assembly.
GAACCUACGGUUCACACGAGUUCACCAGAGGAGCCAGCUACAACAUACGACAGUGACUUGCAAGCAGAUGGAACUGGUCGUCUUGAAAUAACAACAACAUCUGCGUCGAGGCGUGAUCUUCCAUCAUCAAGGAAAGCGUUGGAAUUUAUAAGUUAUAAGGUGGAUAAUGCGCAUUCCAUCGACGAAGAGACCAAGAUAAGUCCUUUCGAGGACGAGGAUCAGGUACCAAGCGCAAGCGACACUCAACGUAGUUCUGGAGUUAAUCGGAGUUUUGAGUUGAGAGGAGACGAAGACAUCGAAGAAGUGAUUAAUAAAUUGUCUGCUGGUAAUGCGAAUAUUCGAAGAGCGCCUAUGCGCAACUCUAUUAUUAGACAGCAGAAAAUUGAUACGUACGCA